AUGGCCCUGACCAUGGAGUUGGGGAGACAGCUACAACUGAGAGAGGUGGAGGGGCUCCUCCUACAGGCUGCAACUGUGGACAACUGGAGCGAGAUCCAGAACUUUGAGGCCAAGCCAGAUGAUCUCCUCAUCUGUACCUACCCUAAAUCAGGGACAACGUGGAUUCAGGAAAUUGUGGACAUGAUUGAACAGAAUGGGGAUGUGGAGAAAUGUCAGCGAGCCAUCAUUCAACAUCGCCAUCCUUUCAUUGAGUGGGCUCGGCCAUCCCAAACCUCUGGUGUGGAAAAAGCCAACAUAAUGCCCUCUCCACGGAUACUGAGGACUCACCUUCCCACUCAGCUGUUGCCUCCAUCUUUCUGGGAAAACAACUGCAAGUUCCUUUAUGUAGCUCGAAAUGCCAAAGACUGUAUGGUUUCCUACUACCAUUUCCAAAGGAUGAAUCAAAUGCUUCCUGACCCUGGUACUUGGGAAGAGUAUUUUGAAACCUUCAUCAAUGGAAAAGUGGCUUGGGGUUCCUGGUAUGAUCAUGUGAAAGGAUGGUGGGAGAUAAAAGACAGAUACCAGAUUCUCUUCCUCUUCUACGAAGACAUAAAGAGGGACCCAAAGCAUGAAAUUCAGAAGGUGAUGCAGUUCAUGGGAAAGAAUUUGGGUGAAACAGUGCUACAUAAAAUUGUCCAGGAGACGUCAUUUGAGAAAAUGAAAGAAAAUCCCAUGACAAAUCGUUCUACAGUUCCCAAAUCUAUUCUGGACCAGUCCAUUUCCCCUUUCAUGAGAAAAGGAACUGUGGGGGAUUGGAAAAAUCACUUCACUGUGGCACAGAAUGAGAGAUUUGAUGAAAUCUAUAGACAAAAGAUGGAAGGAACCUCAAUAAACUUCUGCAUGGAACUCUGAGUAAAAUGUAGAUAAAAAUGUGGAUGACAAGAAUGCAGAUGCUAUCUUCAGUCCUUCAGCCCCAGCCAAAAGAAUCACCGAGAGCAUAUUGUAAAUGUGUAUGAUUAUGGUUCCAACUGUCUCUGUGAUUAUUAACAGUAUGUACCAACUUCACUUUUAAAAAGGAUCAUGUUUAAUGUUUAUUUUCUCAAUCAUUCUUUCCAAAGUAAGAAAUAA
Molecule: messenger RNA, 1107 nt
Organism: Diceros bicornis minor
Lineage: Eukaryota; Metazoa; Chordata; Mammalia; Perissodactyla; Rhinocerotidae
Product: sulfotransferase 1C2
Exons: 7
Coding region: 1-891 (296 amino acids)
Biological process (GO): sulfation
Cellular component (GO): cytoplasm
Molecular function (GO): sulfotransferase activity
Source: RefSeq, a predicted model, not a curated record